AGAACAGAGUGGUAAUCACUAGCGAGCCUGUAGCAAGGACACAGCCGAGCAAGAUCCGCUUUUAUGCUGAGCUCUGCACUCUGCUUGCAGAUCAGUGCAAGCACACACACUCACACAUGCUCUUGCUUAAGGGAAACACUAGGCAUUUGGAGACGGAACUGUUGCACGUGCAUGUUAACACUCAGGCAGAGACGCAUGCUUUCUCACACACACACACACACACACACACACACACACACACACACACACACACACACACACACACACACACGUUCACAGAGGCAGGCACAUUUCUACCACCCAGCAGAGCAUUCCGAGGACAGGAGAAGGAAAAGUGACAGCAGCACCCUCUAUCCACUCAGAUUCCGAGAACAAGCAUUCUCUCUCUCUGAACGGCUUCCUGUUUGUGGUCGGACACUCGUUUGAAGAGGAAGAGGAGAGAGAGCCCCCUCUGUUCAGCAGCAGCCUCCAUUGCCGUACCACCCUCAGGGAACGGCCACCGCCAGCGGAAUGUCCGGGGAGGGUAACCAUGGUAACCAGAAGGCCCAGUGCAAUGGAGUAAAGAAGCACAGAACGUCUUUACCAGCGCCCAUGUUCUCCAGGAAUGAUGUCAGCAUCUGGAGCAUCCUGAAGAAAUGCAUUGGCAUGGAGCUGUCUAAGAUAGCAAUGCCAGUGAUCUUAAACGAGCCCCUUAGUUUCCUGCAGCGGCUUACAGAGUACAUGGAGCACACGUACCUCAUCCACCAGGCGAACACCACCACAGAUUCCAUGGAGAGGAUGAAGUGUGUUGCAGCGUUUGCUGUGUCUGCUGUAGCUUCACAGUGGGAGAGGACGGGAAAACCCUUCAACCCACUACUGGGAGAAACCUAUGAGCUCAUCAGAGAGGACCUAGGGUUCAGGUGGAUGUCGGAGCAGGUGAGCCACCACCCCCCCGUCAGCGCCUUCCAUGCUGAGGGCCUGCAGGAGGACUUCCUGUUCCACGGCUCCAUCUACCCCAAACUCAAGUUCUGGGGCAAGAGUGUGGAGGCGGAGCCUAAAGGCAUCAUCAGCCUGGAGCUACCCAAAUACAACGAAGCGUACACCUGGACAAACCCCACCUGUUGUGUCCACAACAUCAUCGUGGGCCAGUUGUGGAUCGAGCAGUACGGCAAUGUGGAGGUGAUCAACCACAAGACCGGAGAGAGAUGCAGCCUGAUAUUCAAACCAUGUGGCCUCUUUGGCAAAGAGCUGCACAAAGUGGAGGGCUACAUCCUAGAUAAAAGCAAAAAGAAGCUCUGUGCCAUCUACGGUAAAUGGACCGAGUGCUUAUACACUGUGGACGCUGACACUUAUGAUGCUCAUAAGAAAUCUGACAAGAAGAACUCAGAGGAGAAGAAAAGCAACAUGCAGACCAGUGUAGAUGAGGAGCCAGAGGAGAUGCCCCUGCCUGACGGAGACACGGUCCAGGUCAUCCCAGGAAGUGAGCUGAUCUGGAGGAUAGUCCCCCGGCCAGACAACUCUGCAGAGUUCUAUGCUUUCUCCACAUUUGCCAUGCAGCUGAAUGAGCUGGAGGAAGGCAUGAAGGGGGUCCUACCCCCCACAGACUGUCGACUCAGGCCUGACAUCAGACACAUGGAGAAAGGAGACAUGGACUCGGCAAGUGCAGAGAAGAAGAGGGUAGAGGAGAAACAAAGACUGUCCCGGAAAAAUCGCUCCAAAUCAACCGAGGAAUGGAAAACAAGGUGGUUCCACCAGGGCACCAACCCCCACAACAAAGCUCAGGACUGGCUCUACUCCAACAGCUACUGGGAUCGGAAUUACUCCCUGCUGCCUGAUAUAUACUGACCUACAGGACACACACCACACACACACAUCUCUAUCUGUACACACCUCGUCUUAACUCGCUCUGCAAUUUUUAAUAUUCUGACACUGGAGCGUUGACAUUUUUCUCAGAGGGUUCAUUGAAGGGGGAGAAAGUGAAUCCUAGUCAGGUCAUGCGGUCAGGAAAAAUGUGUUAUGAUGUAGAUGGUGUGAACAUAGGCAAGGUCAAGGGAGAGUUCUGGCUUUAAUCAUUUCAAAGCCUGCUCUGGACCUGCUAUAGUCCUUUGCAUGGGUAAGGAUGAUGCUGGGAAUUGAAUGACCGUAAAGGCAACAACCAUUCAGUAGUCCCUAAACAUAUCUCCUAUGUCUCACUCAAAGCACAAUUGUGAAGCCCUCAUGAGUCUGUAAGCGAUGGUCAUUGACCAGUGUGUAUAGAAUUAUUAUAAAACUAUAGGGUGUAACCUGCCAGUCAUUUUAACAAUGGGAGUGUUUUGAAUGGAGUGGAUUGAAUGUGACACACCUCUUGAUGGGUCUCUAGUAUCUCUCACCAAAACACUUGUGAGAAUUAUGUCCAUUUGAAUGUGUUGUGCUCAGUUCUGUUCCUUACAAAUGUGUGCAGCUACAGUAUCAAUUUAAGGAAAAUAGAGCUUUCAAAUAGUGUGUGAAAUAGACUUGGACCUCAGCAACUAUGGCUGAGGACAUAAAUGUCUGUACAUAUUAUUGGAUAGAGCUCUUCUAUUCUUCUGAGCUGUAAUACAAUGUAGUACUUGAGGAAUUUAGGAUACUAUGUGUAGAGGAGAAUAGCUGUACUGUACUUAGAAUUAUGGCUCUUGCUUCCAUAACACUUGAGAACUUAAAGUUUGACUACUUGGCUCUAUAUGAAGAUAUUUUUACGUGUGUAAAGGUUUCCUCUAAAGUAAAAAUGUAAUUCUGGAUAUUCUGAGAGGUACAUGUAACUGUUUGAACUAACCCUAACACACUGAAUGCAAAUACAGUACAAGCACAACGUUGACUAUGCAAGCAUUAGCUGCACUACACCCACAGACACACAGUAAGCUUAUGUCCCAAAUGGCAUCCUAUUUCCUACAUAGCGCACUACUUUUGACCUGAGCCCAAUUGGGGGAAAGGGCACGAUUUGGGACACACACGGCCACUGUUCAACUCAUUCAUCCACUGCAAAACAUUCCUCUCCUUGGUUGUGAAUAGCUGCUGUUGUAACCUCGGUAAAGCGGUAGUUUAGAUUGGAUUAUCAGUAUAGUAGACUGGACCUAGCACACCCUGUGAAUGCAGUUUUAGCUAGAGGCUACUCUCACUUUGUGUUUAGCACAUUACAGAAUCAAGAUUGUUUCUAUUGUUGCUAAAUAAAAGCUUAAUGUUACCUUA
Molecule: messenger RNA, 3183 nt
Organism: Salmo salar (Atlantic salmon)
Lineage: Eukaryota; Metazoa; Chordata; Actinopteri; Salmoniformes; Salmonidae
Product: oxysterol-binding protein-related protein 1
Cellular component (GO): cytosol; perinuclear endoplasmic reticulum; plasma membrane
Molecular function (GO): cholesterol binding
Source: RefSeq, a predicted model, not a curated record